Messenger RNA from Anastrepha obliqua, 1800 nucleotides. Its product is annotated as UDP-glycosyltransferase UGT5-like. Gene Ontology annotation, molecular function: UDP-glycosyltransferase activity. The transcript is spliced from 3 exons. The record is from RefSeq and is a predicted model, not a curated record. The coding region runs from base 68 to 1702 and encodes 544 amino acids. NCBI's taxonomy places the organism in Eukaryota, Metazoa, Arthropoda, Insecta, Diptera, Tephritidae.
AUGUAUAGCUUUAAACACUGGCUGGUCAUCGUGACUAUUUCAGUUUGUUUUGUAGAAUCAACGGAAGAUGAAGUAUUAUUGUUAUACGAUGGCUGAUCGUUCGAAAUUGAUCGUUGUCGCGUUAAUGGCUUUAAUUGCCAUUACGACGAGUGUGCAACCAGUGCAUAGUGCAAAUAUAUUAGGUGUUUUCCUCAGCCCCAGCCCCUCUCACUUAAUUGUGCACAUGUCAAUUAUGAAAACAUUGGCGGAGCAAGGCCACAAUGUGACAGUUGUUUCCGGACAAAAGCCAAAAGUAACUCAUGAAAAAAUACACAAUAUAAUUAUUGAACCAUCAGAGGAGCAUCAACGCGAAAUGGAACAGGAAUUAUCCGCUAUGGGUGUGAAAAAACAAAAUGUGGUUGUAAUGCUGAUGAAAUUUCUAAUGGCCAAUAAUGUUUUAACCAAAAUGCAAUAUGAUGCACUCAGAAAUGAACGUUUCCAGUCGAUCUAUGAAUCCAAAUUUGAUUUGGUCAUAUUGGGUUACUUUGUUAACAACUUUAAAUUUAUUGUACCCGCUAAACUGAAUUGUCCGGUGAUAAUCAGUUGGACAGGUCCACCGAUGGAGAUGGUUAAUGGGUUCGUGGGCGUGCCGCCCGAAAUGACUUACGUACCGUCUACAUUUACGCCAUACAAAAAUGGCGAAUUGUUGAGCUUUGGCUUGCGUAUGUUUAAUACGUUCACAAGCUAUGCAAUGCGUUUACUUGUCGUGAUCAUGGAUAUCAGCUUGAAUUCAUAUUAUAAGACAUUGGCUGAAGGCGAUCCGACAAUCCGUUCAUAUUCACAGAUGUUGGCAAAUGUUUCGCUUGUAUUUUGCAACAGUCAUUUUAGUGAAGGACCUAUACGGCCAUUGGUACCAGGAUUGGUAGAGAUCGGUGGCAUACAAAUCAAGGAGAAGCCCGAUCCUUUGCCAAAGGAACUUGAGAAGUUUUUGAACGCCUCCAACAAGAAUGGCGCCAUACUCUUCAGCUUGGGUUCGAAUAUGAAAGGUUCCAACAUACAACCAGCCACGGUUCAGAUACUUUUCAAAGUACUCUCCUCACUUGAACAAAAUGUGAUUUGGAAAUGGGAAGAUUUGGCAAACACCCCAGGUAAUGCCUCGAAUAUAUUCUAUCAAAAAUGGUUGCCACAAGACGACAUACUCGCCCAUCCCAAUCUCAAAUUAUUCAUCACGCACGCCGGUAAGGGCGGAAUGGUGGAGGCCACUUACCAUGGUGUACCAAUGGUUGCCAUGCCAAUAUUUGCUGAACAACCCGUAAAUGCGGCCAAAAUAGUCUCUUCCGGUUAUGGCAUAAAGGUGGAUAUUUUGAAUUUGAAAGAAGAUGAUUUUAGGGCUGCCAUCUUGGAGGUGCUGAACAAUCCAGUGUAUCGGUAUAAUGUACGAAAAUUUGCGAAACUUUAUCGCGAUCGCCCGUUGAGUGCUCGAGAGAGCGUUGUUUACUGGGUGGAGUACGUGCUGCGUCAUCAUGGUGCUGCUCACAUGCAAAGUCCACUGGUGCGCAUGAAUUUUAUACAAUCCAGUGGUUUGGAUGUCUUUUUUGUUUAUUUUGCGAUAUUAUAUGCGCUUUGGCGAUUGGGGAAGUUGGCUCUUGCGAAUUUAUGUAAACUAAUUCGCAAAGUGAGGGGAAGUUUUAAGUCAAAGCGGGAAAAAUUGAAAAAGCAAUAAUUUAACCAAGGCGCCUUGGAGUGAGUGAAAAAGAAUUAUUGUUGUUGAACUAUAUUCCGAAUAAAAUUCAACGUUUUUCACGUUUUUUUGAAUUUUUA